Molecule: messenger RNA, 7246 nt
Organism: Diaporthe batatas
Lineage: Eukaryota; Fungi; Ascomycota; Sordariomycetes; Diaporthales; Diaporthaceae
Exons: 2
Coding region: 2032-6768 (1578 amino acids)
Cellular component (GO): nucleoplasm
Molecular function (GO): protein binding
Source: RefSeq, a predicted model, not a curated record
UCUGGUCUGGUCUGGUCUGGUGUCAAGUCAAGCCCCGUCUCGUGUAGAGGGCCAGGGCCGUCUUGCCGUACGAGGUGAUUAGUAUGUAUGGACGGAGUAUGUACAGUAUACAGGGGAGCAUAUGGAGGUACGGAGGUACAUGCAGAGGCACGGACCAGGGGAGUGAACACAUCAUCCUUGGAAGUGAUGAGUGAGUGCUGUGGGAAAAUGGGAAAACAGGCAGAGCAACCGCCUGAGCAAGAGACGAGGGCUCGAAACGGCAGCACAGGGCGUUGUCGCCCGCCGUAUGCGAGGUCGACCCGCCGGCCAAUCAGGACAAGUGGCAAUGAGAACACGCAGGGAAGGCGCGGUGCGAGAUCAGACUUGGGUCACUUCGAGCCCACGGGAGAGGCAGGGGUCUGGAGGCACCCAGUCGGAGCUAGACAGGGGGGGCCACCCAGCGAAAAUCUCCAUCUCCCGUCCCUGCCAGCCAAUGGCAGCCUCUUAUCUGUGUCGUCCUUCUCUAGCCGUCUUGUCUUGAUCUGGCCCUCGUGUCUGUUGUCUGUCUGUUUCUGCGACUGACGAGUGAGUGACUGUGACUGAUACUGCCAGCCUGUUCUGUUCUAUCCGUGCCUCUCAGUUUCUGUGCGUGUCCAUCUCUCUUCUUUUCUUCUUUUUCCGUCUUCCCUCUUCCUCCUCCAAACUUUACUGUGUAUACUGUAGGUAAGGUACCUAGGUACUUACCUAGAUGGUGGAUGGGUGUGGCACCCCCCUGGACCUCCCCCUCUCACCUUCCCUCGUUGCCCAGUCGUAGUCAAUUUUAUGUUGUGGUGCCUACAACAGUCAAGUAGCGUAGGUACUGUGGUAGGCAGGCAGGUUGGAGGGAGGUAGUCUCGCAGCCUGCCUUAUUUGUUGUGUCUCUGUCCCCUACCAGAGGUACUCCGUACCCAGCUGCCCAGCUGCCCACCUACCCUGCCAGUCUGCCAGUCUGCCCACCCUGCACACCCUGCACACCCUGCCACCCGAACCAGGCCCUCUCUGUGGGCUCCGUCCGUCCAGUCAGUCGCGGCCCAGUCCCGAUCAGACCCAGUCCCCCCAACCCAAGCUGGUCCAAUCUGGUCCUUCCUGCCAGGUCAAUUCAGAAAAUAAACCCCAAUCUCUCUAGCCUCUCCUAGAAUCUUUCUUCUUGUUCACUCACGCUCCGUUUGGGUCCUCCCACUUCCUGCGUAGUCUUUUUUUUCCCCUUCCCAACCCUUCCCCCAUCCUACGAUCUCGAAACGGGGACAAGUCAAGCAACUACUGAGACAUUAUUAUUAUUAGUUUCUCAGUCUUUUCCAUCCAUCUUGUACACUACAACCCCGACCAGUGCCGUCCCGCACCACCGCAGCACCACCGCGCGCCCGUACCACAUCGUACCUCACCGCAUCCUCUGCAAACCCCCGUUCGUCGCCGUCGCCGUGGCCGUGCCUUGACCCGUCUGUUCGUUGGCCCGUCUUCUGUGCCUCGACCCUUGCCCCGGGCCUCUCUCCCUCUCCCUCUCCCCCUCCUUUUCCAGCGCGUGGACCUGAGAGGGCCUUUGUUGCACCCCCAAAGGAGCUCCCACCGAUUGCAGAUUGGCUUCCCCAGCCAGCCUCCUGGAUUUUCUCCAUCGGCCGCGACGAGUCCUCGUGACAGUUGGCCUGGUUUCAGUCCACCCAACAACCCCCGACCGAGUUGCUCGAGGCAACAGCGCCCGGACCAUCCUGUCCCCAUCCACGACCCUGACCUGACCUGGCCCGGCCAAGGUUCAGUCCCGUCCUGUCCUUGUCAGCUUGCUCUGCUGCUGCUGUUCCGUCCUGUCGUGUCCCAUCACCCGGGCACUCUCUCGUCUCUCCUCUGGCACAGCACACCAGACCAGACCACGCCACGCCACGCCACGCCACGCCACCCCAUCUUGAAACCACCUGGCUCGAAGCGGUUCAUCAGGCCUCUCGUCCCCCCCCUCCUUCAACUCCGUGGUCCAGAGGUGCCCAUGAUGGUGCACAGGAACAGCUCACCUUCGAACUGAAUGAUAUGGAUGCGCAGAAUGCUGCAGAGUCCGCCGCUACGAAGCUACCUGCUUCCACUUCCGCCUCUCCUCGGCCAGGCAAGGCUACCGAGCCGGAUCAGGCCACCAAGCCGCCAUCCUCUCCGCCCUCCUUGAACAAGUCGCCACCAGCCCCAGCGUCGACCUCGACACCACCGCCGCCGCCGCCAGCAGCUCAGGAGUCAAAAGACCCCAAGGACAGCAAGGAACCCAAGGAACCCAAGGAGCCUAAGGAGCCCAAGGAGCCUAAGGAUCCAAAGCUGCCCAAGGAAUCCAACAGUCCCAAAGAGUCUAACGAGCCCAAGGUCAGCCUUCCAGCCGUGGCCGCCACUCAAAAUGAUGACGAGACGGGCGCCGAGAACAACUCAGAGGCCGAGACGAUUGUUCUUCCGGGCAAGGAUGGCUCUCCCAUCAAGAGCCGCAAGGUGAUCAAGCGGGAAGAUGCCAGUGACGGCGAGGACCGAAAUAGCGUCAUCAACAUAUCUCCGGCGAAACGGAAGUCCUCUGGUGGCAAGAACGACGGCCAUGGCUCUAAGCAAGGCAGCAGCGGUGGCACCGGUCACUCCACGGACGAUGCAAAACGGAAGCGACUGCUGGAUCACCCCCGGAGUAAGGACUCGAGCGGGUUGAGCUCGGCGCCAGCAUCUCCUGUGCAGCGCUCCCGCCAACAGUCGAGUGACAUUCGCCAAGAAUCCGAGGGCGACUCCGUCCACGCGAGGUCGACCAAGGUCUUCCCCAAGGAAAAGGAGCCCAGAGACAGGGACAGGGACGCCUCGAGGGCAAAGUCCUCAGACAAGACUGUCGUGCACAAGCGCAAGGUCCCCAAGGUCGAGUCUGACGACGAGGCCGAUAACGAAAGCCACAAGAAUCGCCGACGGAGGACAUCUGCCUCGAUAGACGCGUCGUCAACCCCACGGCCUCAGCACAAGGACCGCGACCAAGUCAAGGCAAAGUCAAAUCAUGACAGCAUUUCGUCGCUGCGGCAACGUUCGACUUCACCACAUCCUCGGACCCAUCGUCGAAGCGCGUCCACCCAAAUCGUUUCGCAGUCAUCCAGCGGCCUCAGCCAGAAGAAGAGGCGUGUCCCUCCCCCUCUCACCACCGACUAUCACUCAGACGAAUCCUCUGCCAGUGGCAGCCCUCACAUUCGAAGUUCCACAAUGCGCGGCCUUGCGACACCAGCGACUGCCGAUUCCAACAUGUCGUCCGCCAAGAACCCCGCUCACAAGAAACAUGUCGAUGCGCAUGGACAAACGCAACUCGCAAAGGCGUGUUCUCGCGGUGAAUAUGACAACGUAAAGCGAAGGCUCCAAGAGCGCCCGCAGGACCUGAAUUUCCCUGAUUACGCAGGCAACACUCCACUCCAGAUUGCGGCCAUCAAUGGGUACGACGACAUUGUUAAGCUCCUUGUCGACGCCGGCUGCGAUAUCGAUUGCGUGAAUCAUGACAAGGACACCCCGCUUCUGGAUGCUGUAGACAAUGGCCAUCUCGAUGUCAUCAAGGUCUUGCUUGAAGCUGGAGUGAACCCACGCAAAGCCAACGUGAACGGCGAGGAACCGCUGGACCGGGUGGACGAUGAGCUUGAGAAUUGUGAGGAAAUCCGGCAAGCACUGAUGGAUGCCAGGAAAAAGCAGGGUGACCGGCGGCGGACCUCUGAAGAGCAACAAGAUCAACAAGACAACCGAUCACAUGGUCCCGAUAGCCCGCGACGCUCGCCCGCCCUGGCAGACUCUGCCGCGGGAAACAGGAGAGGGGCUAGUUCCCGGUCUCACAAGCUCAGCAAUCAUCUGUUGUACAUGCACAUGGACGACAAGACCCUACGGUCGGCGGCCGGCCGAGGCGACUUGGAAACCGUGGAGCGCAUACUCCAGGUCAGGGAUAACUUUGACGACGCCGAAUCCAUGGUCGCUGCAGCAAGGGGAGGACAUGAAACGGUCAUGAAUCUGCUUCUUGCACUUGGAAAUGCCAACCCGGACCCUUCCCCGGUGGAUUCUGAACGCCCAGAAAUUGCAACGCCGAUUUUGGCAGCGAUUGGUCAAGAAAAUAUUAGGGUUAUAAAAUUGCUACUGGCUCAGUCAAACUUCGAUCCCACCAGGAAAUUCCGAGGGAGGCACUACUUCGAGAUUGCUCAAAUCCGGCAGGGGCCAAACUGGAAGGAAGAAGAGCAUAUCCUCAAAGACGCCUAUGACGAUUAUAAGCGCAAGCACCGCGAUGCUCACAAGAAGUCUCCGAACCGGCGCGAGCUAGAGGCCAAGCGAACAGCCCGCGCGGAGUCUAAAGACGACCCGGCUAGGAGCUUGAAACGCAAGGCCACUAGCCCCACACGUGACGGCCAACGUGUCGCAACCGGAAAAGGGCGCACGUCCGACAAGGAGCCUAGAGCAACAGCCUCUGUUUCCUCCAAAAACGAAGAGCUGACCUCACCCAAGCGCGGACCUGGAAGGCCAAGGAAGGACGACCGCGGGCUCCCCACAAUCGCCAUAUCCGACGGCGAGAACUCGCCAGCCAGCAAGUCGACUUCAAACAAGCAGAAGCGCCCAGACAUGGACACCGCCUCGUUUUCUUCCGAGGGCGAGUCCAAGCCACGGAAGAGGCUCAUGUCAGGCAGGGACCUUAAGGAACAGAGGGAGAAGAAUCGGCGCCACAGCAUGGUGUCGAACGCUUCGUCUCUUCGGGAGCCUUCGAGCCCUCGUGACAAUCGCACCGAUGACCCACAUGAGCCCCCUACCGAGAAAUACCACGACCGCGCCAAGGCACUCAAGAGGGACGAGUCGCGAGACAGAUUAUCCGUCUCUGGCGAGCAUUCCAGCAAACGUAGCCGCACCAGUGCCACUCCUGACCGUGUGUCCGAGAAGGAAGGCGAGCCUGUUAAGAGAAGGCGACUCGAUGCCGAAAAGAAGGAGCGACUACCAAAGCCGAGCUCGUCGCCAGAUCGCAACCGCAAAUCGACCGCACCUCGUGACACGUCUUCUUCAUCAAAAUCGGACGAGAAGUCCUCUCGCAAGCACGGUGAUCAAGCCGACAAGAAGGACUCGACCAAGUCUCGGAAAUCUGACUCGGCCUCCGAUAGCAACCGGCGGGAUUCUAGCAAGUGUGCACCGGCAGAAAAGUCUUCGGAAAAGAGCAUCCAUGUCAAGGCAGAAGAUCCCGAUAUCGUGAUGCGUGACGCAGACCAAGCCCAGGAGGAAGAGAACCAGGCCCGUGCGGCACGCGAACGUGAACGCGAACGCGAACAAGAAGAAGAGAAGAAGCGCCGCGCCGAGCUAGAAGCCAGGAAGAAAGAGAAAGAGGCCGAGGAGCGAAGACGUCGUGAGGAGGAAGAGCACAAGCGUCGCCAAGCAGAGAUCAAGCAGCGCGAGGAGGCCGAAAAGGAGAAGAAGCGCCUGGAAGAAGAGGAACGUAAGCGACGAGAAGAGGAGGCGAGGAAGAAGCGGGAGGAGGCCGAGAGACUGCAGAAAGAGGAAGACGAGCGACGCAAGGCGGAGGAAGAGAGAAAGCGCCUCGAAAGGGAGAAGGAGGAAGAGGAGCGCAAGAAGCGGGAAGAGCAAGAGCGGAUCCGCAAGGAGGAAGAGGCCGCUGAGCAAGCUCAACGCAAGCGCGAGGAAGACGAGCGUAGGGAGCAGGAACGUCGCGAGCGCCAGCGUGCUCUUAGAGAGGCUGAGCUGCGUAAGCGCGAGGAGCAGGAGAGAGCUCGCCUCGAGAAGCUUCCAGCGUUCCUGCGCUGGCUCGAUCGUGGUGUCAACAUCAGGAGUCCAGAGACGGCCAAGAGGUUCCGAAUCCUUACAGGCGUUCGUUUCGACAGCAUUCGGCCAGAGACAGCCGGCACCGACGAGGGACGCGAGCUGUGGGUCCUGAACACACAAGCUGCUCUUCUCUUGGGCGAGACCGAUCUGCAGCUCAGUCGUUUCUCAGGCUGGGCCCACGUGCCAGCAUCCGACGCGGCAAAGCAUGUCAUACUCGGCAAAAAGAGGCCCAGCUGCGGCCUUGUUGAUGCGGACGAGUGGGACCUGGGCAGACAGCUUCCUGGCUACUACUUCGGCAAAGAACCGGAACAAUUGAGCUUCAAGGAAAAGCGACAGCUCCAGGAGGAGUCCAAGUUGAAGUUCAUGGCUAUGGACUUGUUCUUUGUCAAGUUGUCUGACCUUUUGUUCUCUGUGCCGAACAUGACGCACCUCCGCAAUCUGGAGAUCGUGGUCAUGUACGAGGAGAUACCGGAGACGGUGAAACAGUACGAAGAUGGGGAGUACCCGUCCCGUUGGAGAGAUGACCCCGACGCAGACCGGUACAUGGGAUUCUGCCCACGACCAAAGUACUAUGUCAACGGUCUACUCGUCCGCGAAGGCAAGGUCGACGUCAACACUGUGAGCAGGACGCCUUGGCCGGAGCAGCGGGUGCCCAGGAGCGGGUUGACUGCGGUAUCGCCCACGAACCCGAAUUAUGUGCGACUGGCAAAAGAGCAAGGCCUCAGCCACCUCUUUUCUGGCCUUAGAACACCUCCCAACACCACUGCCGCCCGUGCAUCCCCUGGCCAACUCUUCUCGCAACGAGGAUUCCAGGGUGUAAACGACGACCUCUCCCCUCCACAGUCCGAUGCCACGACUUUCGUCAACGGCAGUGGACACCAGCCGCGCUCUUCGACCGGGUCGGCCGGCGAGCAGGAGAAGCCACUGGUCAAUGGCACCGCUGAGCGCAUUCCCCCCAACGGUGAUGCAAUGGAUCACUGAUGUCGGAUAUGUGUGCCUGCAACAGACGGCGCGAAACAUAUCGCCAACCCACGCCGUGGCGGGGUUUGCCUCCCAUGUCCAAUUUUAAAUGCAGGAGCAGCUGGCUGGAUCUCUCGACAAACAUCUAAGCGACAAGAUGUUCAGUGUGUGCCCUGUACGUAGUUACUGGGGGCAGUACGAGUUCCACUUUUGCUCCAAAACAGCACGAUUAGCAGAAUCGACCAGAUGAUAUAGCUCUGGGGCUUUUGGAUGGUUGUUGCGGUUUUGUGUGGAGGGAUGGCUGGAGCGCAUCAUCACCUGAGAAUCCGAUCAGGAGAACUUUGCCCAGAUUUGUAUGCUGCCACCAACUGAAGGCAAGUUGGAAGAAGAUGGCUUCACAGCUACGGGGUGGCUAGCCAUCUUAUACAAUUGUGUAACUGCAUCAACAUAGCAUGGCGAUCAGCAAUGAAUUGAGAGGAGACAGCCGAUUUGGCUGUCG